UCGCAAGAAGAAGCAGGCCUAAACGAACCAGCGAGGAGGAGGCCAAGGUGAAGAAGGGCGUAAAGUGCCCACCCUCAAGAUUAAGUUGGGCAAGAGGAAGAAGGAAACAUCGGUCCAAGACAAGGGGUUGAACAAAACAUAUGAGGCGCAACCGCAGGAACGAGAGAACGAGGACGACUCGAGCCAGGACAGCGACGCCGAGUUCGAGCAGAUGUUGGCCGAGGCCGAGGACAUGAACAAGGCCGAGGAUGAGGCCGAGCAGGUCACUGGAACCAAGAAGAAGGCCAAGACUAAGAUUGGCAACAAGUCCAAAAGGAGGAAGAGAAUGAAGGCUAAAGAUGAGGAUGGUUAUGAGACUGAUCACCAAGAUUACUGCGAGGUGUGUCAACAAGGCGGUGAGAUCAUUCUGUGCGACACGUGCCCCAAGGCCUACCACCUGGUGUGUCUUGAGCCCGAGCUGGAGGAGGCACCUGAGGGGAAAUGGUCUUGUCCCACCUGUGAGGUCGAGGGGGUGAAGGAAGAGGAUGAGCAUAUGGAGUACUGUAAAGUUUGUAAGGACGGAGGUGAAUUGCUGUGCUGUGAUUCGUGCGUCAACGCCUACCACACGUACUGCCUGUCUCCGCCCCUAUACAAGGUGCCAGAGGGAGAGUGGACCUGCCAGAGGUGUGCCUGUGAGCCUCUGCCUGGUCGCGUACAGAAGAUAUUGUUCUGGAGGUGUGUGGCAAUUGUUGGUCAUCUUAGGGAUGGACUUUAG
Homarus americanus (American lobster) is the source of this 754-nucleotide messenger RNA. Its product is annotated as chromodomain-helicase-DNA-binding protein 5-like. NCBI's taxonomy places the organism in Eukaryota, Metazoa, Arthropoda, Malacostraca, Decapoda, Nephropidae. The coding region runs from base 212 to 754 and encodes 180 amino acids. The transcript is spliced from 5 exons. The record is from RefSeq and is a predicted model, not a curated record.